Messenger RNA from Thalassophryne amazonica, 8355 nucleotides. RefSeq names its product teneurin-3. Gene Ontology annotation, biological process: heterophilic cell-cell adhesion; signal transduction; neuron development. Lineage: Eukaryota; Metazoa; Chordata; Actinopteri; Batrachoidiformes; Batrachoididae. The record is from RefSeq and is a predicted model, not a curated record. Gene Ontology annotation, molecular function: protein homodimerization activity; cell adhesion molecule binding; protein heterodimerization activity. Gene Ontology annotation, cellular component: membrane; neuron projection.
UAGAUGGAGUGAAGGGCUGAAUAGACCGACCCACCAACUGAAACCAGGAAGGCCGACUGGGAGAAACCCGUACAGGACUAGAGUCACAGGCAGAGUCGGGUAAAGAGUGAAAUAAUCCAGUGACGAGCAUUGGUGGCAGAGGGGAGGGUGUUUGUUACCCAGCAUGCAGGCAGCAUGGAACGGGUGAAGGAGCAGCGGUCUUUCUGCUCACUGUCCAAGAGUCAGAGAGACCAGGAGAGAGACUGUGAGAGAGACAGAGAUCGGGAACGACGUUACACCGCCUCCUCGGCCGACCAGGAGGAGGGAGCCUGCCGCGUACCCACGCAGAAGUCCUACAGUUCCAGCGAGACGCUCCAGGCAUUUGACCAUGACCCCUCCCGAAUGCUGUUUGGAGGCCGAGUCAAGGAACUGGUCCACAAGGAGAGCGUGGACUACAGCAGGGCAGGGCAGACAUUUUCGCUGAGGCAACUCGGCUUCUGUGAGCCAUCAGCUCGCAGAGGCUUGGCGCUCUGCCCUGAGACGGGCCUCUCCCACCCACUCAGCAGCUACUCCAGAGGCCCGGUCGCUACAGAAAACCAUGAACCCGUAUCACCGGACCGUACCAUGGCUCUGUGGGGAACGGGGGCAAAGUCUGGGCAAAAUUCCUGCCUCUCCAGUCGUUCUAACUCGGCGCUCACGCUCACUGACACGGAAAUGGACAAUAAAUCGGACAACGAGAUGGGUGAUCAUCUAGCCAGUCAGCAAGGACCGCCCCCUCUUCCACCAGCACCGCCUCCACACAAGCAGCAUCCGUCCAUCACGUCGCUGAGCCGUGGCUCACUGGCCAAUCAGAGGAGCCCGAGCCCGCCCCCUGCAGCCGGCCUGGCGGCCGAGUUGCAGAGUACGGCGGAAUGUGUCCAGCUGCAGGACAGCUGGGUCCUGGGCAGCAAUGUGGCCCUGGAGAGCAGGCACUUUCUUUUUAAAACGGGCACUGGAACAACACCUUUCUUCGGCGCAGCGGCCCCCGGUUACACCAUGGCAACAGGGACAGUUUAUUCCACACCGGCUCGCCCUUUGCCCAGAAACACCUUGUCCAGAGGGGCUUUCAAGUUCAAGAAAUCACCAAAACACUGCUCCUGGAAAUGCACCGCUCUGAUUGCUGUGGGUGUAGCUGUGGUGCUGUCCAUCAUUCUGUGCUACUGUAUAGCGAUGCACCUUUUCGGCCUCAAUUGGCAGCUCCAAGAGUUGGACAACCAGCCUGCUUUUGAAAACGGAGGGAUUGGAAAGACGGGCCCCACUCAGUCGAGCAUAGUGACAGCUCUGUCUGCUGAUACCGGAAGGACAAGUGUGCUCCAUAAGGAGAACAACUCCAUUGACACAGGACAGGUGGAAAUAGGAAAGAAGGUGGGUCAGAGUGUCCCACCGGGGGUGUUCUGGCGGUCUCAGCUAAACCUGGAGCAACCACGCUUCCUCAAGUUCAACAUUUCUGUACAGAAGAAUGCUUUGAUCGGCGUCUAUGGGCGGAAGGGCCUCGCACCAUCUCACACUCAGUACGACUUCGUUGAGCUGUUGGACGGCAGCCGGCUCAUCGCCAAAGAACAUCGGACUCCAAAUGAACCAGAGACGAGGUUGAGGCUGGAGCAUCCAGUUACUGUCCAUCAGGCCGGCUUCAUCCAGUACCUGGACUCAGGGGUGUGGCAUGUGGCGUUUUAUAAUGAUGGACGCAGCGUGGAGGCGGUGUCCUACAACACCAUCAUUCAGGAAUCUGUGACGGAGUGCACGCACAACUGCUACGGGAACGGAGAGUGUGUGGCGGGAUCGUGCCACUGUUUCCCAGGAUUCAUCGGACCUUACUGUUCCAGAGCUGCUUGUCCGAUCCUGUGCAGUGGUAACGGCCAGUACACCAGGGGGCGCUGUCAGUGCUAUAGCGGCUGGAAAGGCACUGAGUGUGAUGUGCCUGCGUCUCAGUGUAUCGAUCCACAGUGUGGGGGACAUGGACUAUGCGUGGCGGGCAACUGUGUUUGCAACACCGGCCAUAAAGGAAGCAACUGUGAACAAGUGGAUUGUGUGAACCCGACAUGCUCCGGGCACGGAACCUGCCAUCACGGCGAGUGUCACUGUAACCCUGGCUGGGGAGGAGUCAGCUGUGAGAUCCUGAAGAGCACAUGUCCAGAGCAGUGCUCCAGUCACGGCACCUUCAGCACCGACUCGGGGACCUGCAUCUGUGAUGCCAACUGGACCGGGACCGACUGCUCCAUAGAGGUGUGUGUGGUGGACUGCGGCCCCCACGGAUCCUGCCUCAGCGGAGUGUGUCACUGUGAAGAAGGCUGGACUGGUCCGGAGUGUGAGCAGAGGGACUGUCACCCACGCUGCAUUGAUCACGGCAUCUGUCGAGAGGGCAAGUGUGACUGCCAUCAGGGCUGGACUGGCGAACACUGCACCAUCGCCCUGGAUUCUAGAGUAUCAGGAGCAGUCAAGAUAGGAUAUAAAGACGGCUGCCCAGGGCUAUGCAACAACAACGGGAGGUGUGUUCUGGAUCAGAAUAUCUGGCAUUGCAUCUGCCAGUCAGGAUGGAGAGGGCUGGGAUGCGACGUGGCGACGGAAACCCUCUGCUCAGACGGCAAGGAUAACGAGGGAGAUGGGCUGGUCGACUGCAUGGACCCAGACUGCUGCACUCAAAUCGCUUGCCAGGGUCAGACCUACUGUCGCGGCUCGCCUGACCCCACCGCCGUCGCAGGUCAGGGCCAGGGCUCAGCUGACCAGCCCACGUCCAAAGGCUUUUAUGAUCACGUCAGCUUCUUGAUUGACUCCGGCGGCAGCCAUGUGAUACCCUGGGAUAACCCAUUCAACAGCAGCCUGGCAUCAGUCAUCCGGGGUCAGGUCCUCACGGGAGAUGGGACGCCGCUGAUUGGAGUCAACGUGUCUUUUCUGCACUACCCGGAGUAUGGCUACACUGUCACACGACAAGAUGGCAUGUUUGACCUGUUGGUCAACGGCGGCGCGUCUUUGACAUUGAGUUAUGAGCGUGCCCCAUUCCCUACGGUGUAUCGCACAGUAUGGCUGCCCUGGAACGUUUUCCAUGUGAUGGACAUUGUCGUGAUGAAGCGAGAAGAGAACAACAUCCCAAGCUGCUAUCUGACCGGCCUGAUAAGGCCUGACCCCCUCAUUGUGGCCACACCCCUCUCCACUCUCUACAAGACCUCCCUUGAGGAUAGUCCCAUCAUCCCUGAGACCCAGGUCCUUCAUGAGCAAGUGGCCAUACCGGGAAGCGACCUCAACCUGGUCUACCUGAGCUCCAGGGCAGCUGGCUACAAGCCCAUCCUCAAGGUCCUCCUGACCCAGGACCGUCUCCCCUUUGGCCUGAUGAAAGUCCACCUGAUGGUGGCAGUCAUGGGCCGACAGUUCCAGAAGUCCUUCCCUGCCUUUCCCGACCUCUCCUACACAUUCAUCUGGGAUAAAACAGACGCCUACAAUCAGAAGGUCUUUGGCCUGGCAGAGGCUGUGGUGUCAGUGGGAUAUGAAUACGAGUCCUGCCUUGAUGUGGUGCUCUGGGAGAAGAGGACAGCAAUGCUACAAGGCUAUGAAGCGGAUGCCUCCAACAUGGGAGGGUGGAUGUUAGACAAACACCACAUCCUGGACAUUCAGAAUGGCAUUCUUUACAAAGGCUGUGGAGAAAACCAGUUCAUCUCUCUCCAGCCCCCUGUGAUCUCCACCGUCAUGGGCAAUGGGCGACGCAGAAGCAUCUCGUGCCCCAGCUGCAAUGGGCAAGCCCAAGGCAACAAGCUGUUGGCGCCAGUGGCUUUGGCAUGGGGCAUCGAUGGUAGUCUGUAUGUUGGGGAUUUCAACUACAUCCGCCGUAUUUACCCAUCUGGCAAUGUUACGAGCAUCAUGGAGCUCCGUAACAAUCCAGCUCACCGCUACUACCUGGCAAUGGAUCCAGUAACUGGGCAGCUGUAUGUGUCAGACACCAACUCCCGGAGGAUCUACCGACCGAAAAGCUUAAGUGGAGCCAAAGAUUUGCAGUCUAACGCGGAGGUGAUUGCAGGAACCGGAGAACACUGUUUGCCCUUUGAUGAGAACCACUGCGGAGAUGGAGGCAAAGCUCCCGAGGCGUCCCUCACUGGACCCAAAGGCAUCACCAUGGACAAAAAUGGCCUGAUUUACUUCGUCGAUGGUACCACAAUCCGUAAGGUGGACCGGAAUGGCGUCAUCUCCACUUUCCUCGGGUCCAACGACCUGACAUCGGCUCGCCCGCUGACUUGUGACAGCAGCAUGGACAUUAAUCAGGUGAUUCUGGAGUGGCCCACAGACCUUGCAGUGAGCCCGAUGGACAACUCUUUGUAUGUUCUGGACAAUAAUAUCGUGCUGCGCAUCACAGAGAACGGUCAAGUGAGUAUUGCAGCUGGCCGGCCUAUUCAUUGCCCGUUGGCUGGAAUAGAGCAUGGAUUGGCUGGCGGUCAAAGAGCGCAGUUGACUCCUCUUGAAUCUGCUGUUGCCAUCGCCAUAUCCUACCAUGGGUCCAUCUACAUAGCAGAGACAGAUGAGAGGAAGCUAAGCAGGAUCCGGAAGGUUUCUGUGGAUGGGGAGAUAAUGCAUUUGGCUGGAUCCCUUUCCGACUGUGACUGCAAGAAUGAUGCCAACUGUGACUGCUACCAGACAGGAGAUGGCUAUGCCAAAGACGCGAGGCUCAAUGCUCCAUCUUCUUUGGUGGCGGCUCCCGAUGGUACACUCUACGUGGCAGACCUGGGCAACAUUCGCAUCCGGGCAAUCUCUGUAAAUGGGCCUACUUUGACUUCCAGUGCCAGUAUAUAUGAGGUGGCAUCUCCUGAUGCCCAAGAGCUAUAUGUUUUUGACAACAAUGGCACGCACCAGUACACCGCAAGCCUGCUCACUGGUGACUUAAAAUACACUUUCAGCUACAGCACAGAGAACGAUAUCACAGCUGUUACCGACAGCAGUGGCAACACUCUGCGAAUCCGUAGAGACCCAAACCGCAUGCCUGUGCGUAUUGUCGCCCCUGACAACCAGGUGAUAUGGCUCACCAUGGGAACCAACGGCGGACUGAAAACUCUUACAGCUCAGGGACAGGAGCUGGUGCUUCUUACUUACCAUGGCAACAAUGGUCUCCUGGCUACUAAGACAUCGGAGAUUGGCUGGACAACUUUCUAUGACUACGACAGCGAAGGCAGGCUAAUGAACGUGACGUUCCCCACCGGAAUGGUGAAUAACCUGUACACGGAUAUCUACAGCGCUUUGACGGUUGACAUUGAAAGCUCCCUGACGGACGAGGAAAUCAGCAUCACCACAAAUACGUCCAGCAUUCGUGCCUUCUACACUCUGGCUCAAGACCAGUGUAGAAGCAGCUACCAAGUGGGCUUUGAUAACUCUCUGAGGAUUACCUAUGCCAAUGGGAUGGACACCCACUACCAGACAGAACCCCACAUCCUGGCCGGCGCUGCCAACCCAACUGUCGCCAGACGCAACAUGAGCCUGCCAGGGGAGAGUGGGCAAAACUUGGUUGAGUGGCGCUUCCGCAAAGAGCAAGCCAGAGGGAAAGUGAUCGUGUUUGGACGAAAGCUGAGGGUGAACGGACGGAAUAUUCUGUCUGUCGAUUAUGACCGCACACUGAAGACUGAGAAGAUUUAUGAUGACCACCGCAAGUUCCUCUUGAAGAUAAUAUACGACACAGCAGGUCAUCCAGUACUUUGGGUGCCAAGCAGUAAGCUGCUGCCAGUUAACGUGAGCCGCAGUAGCACGGGACAGAUCAGCGCCCUGCAGAGAGGUCCAACCAUUGAGAGACUGGAAUACGAUGGUCAAGGCCGCCUGGUAUCCAGGGUCUUUGCUGAUGGGAAGAUUUGGAGUUACACGUACUUGGAGCAGUCCAUGGUUCUGCUGCUCCACAGUCAGCGCCAGUACAUCUUUGAUUUUGACUCCUUGGACCGGCUUUCUGCUGUCACCAUGCCAAGUGUGGCCCGCUACACCAUGCAGACCAUCCGAUCAGUUGGGUACUACAGGAACCUUUACCACCCCCCAGAGAGCAAUGCCUCAGUAGCUGUGGACUACAGCGAAGAUGGCCUCCUUCUGAGAAUAUCGCAUCUCGGCACAGGCCGUAGGGUCCUGUACAGGUACCGUCGACAGAACAAGCUUUCUGAGAUCUUGUACGACAGCGCAAGGGUCAGCUUCACCUAUGACGAGACAGCAGGUGUGUUGAAGACAGUCAACCUGCAGAACGAAGGCUUCAUCUGCUCCAUCCGUUUCCGGCAAGUGGGUCCCCUGGUGGACCGGCAAAUUUUCCGUUUCAGCGAGGACGGCAUGGUCAAUGCCCGUUUCGAUUACACUUACGACAGCAGCCUGCGCGUCACCAGCGUGCAAGGGGUCAUCAAUGAAACACCACUACCCAUCGACCUCUACCAGUUUGAUGACAUCUCGGGAAAAGUUGAGCAGUUUGGAAAAUUUGGAGUCAUCUAUUAUGAUAUAAAUCAAAUCAUAUCCACAGCUGUCAUGACUUACACCAAGCACUUUGACACACAUGGGCGCAUCAAGGAGAUACAGUAUGAGAUAUUUCGCUCACUCAUGUACUGGAUCACUUUCCAGUAUGACGAUGUAGGGCGGGUCACCAAGCGAGAGCUCAAGAUAGGCCCUUUUGCCAACACCACCAAGUACAGCUAUGAGUAUGAUGUGGAUGGUCAGCUCCAGACUGUAUACUUGAAUGACAAAGUGAUGUGGCGCUAUACGUACGACCUAAAUGGAAAUCUGCACCUGCUAAAUCCAGGAAACAGUGCUAGGCUUCUGCCUCUACGCUAUGACUUAAGAGAUCGCAUCACCCGCCUGGGAAUUCAAUACAGAAUGGAUGAAAUGGCUUCCUUCGUCAGAGACGGAGCAGAAAUAUUUGAGUACAACUCCAAAGGACUCUUGGUGCGAGUCUACAGCAAGAGCAGCGGUUGGACGAUUCAGUACCGCUACGAUGGACUCGGUCGUCGAGUCUCCACCAAGACCAGCUUAGGCCAACACCUGCAGUACUUUUACGCAGACCUGAGCUACCCAGCGAGGAUUACCCAUGUGUACAACCACUCCAGUUCAGAGAUCACCUCUUUCUACUAUGACCUUCAAGGUCACCUGUUGCUAUGGAGAUCAGCAGUGGGGAGGAGGUUCUACAUUGCCUGUGACAACACCGGACACACCUCUGCUGUCUUCACGAGCAACGGCCUGCUGGUCAAACAGGUCCAGUACACCGCAUAUGGUGAGAUCUACAUUGACUCAACCCAGACUUUCAGCUUGUGCUUGGAUUUCCACGGAGGAUUGUACGACCACCGUGACCAAACUCUUACAUUUCGAGAGCGGGAUUAUGACCAUAAUGCCUGGAAGGUGGACGUGUGCCAGAUAUUUCUACUUGGAAAAAAAGUUAGCAAAGAACCAGCUCCUUUUAAUUUGUACAUGUUCAGAAACAACAAUCCCAUCAGCAAAGUCCAUGAACUGAGGGAAUACGUUGCAGAUGUGAACAGCUGGCUUGUGACCUUUGGCUUUCAUCUUCACAACACCAUUCCUGGAUUUCCAGUCCCAAAGUUUGACUUGAGCAUGCCAUCCUACGAACUGUGGAAAAGUCAGCUCUGGGAUGAUUUGCCGCCUAUCUCUGGGGUCCAACAGGAAGUAAGCAGACAAGCGCAUUCUCUCUUGUCGUUCGAGCGGCUGCCAGAGGUUCAUCUCACUCGAGGUCGCAGAGGUGAAAAGUCUUGGCUGUGGUUCUCAGCAGCGAUGUCUCCCAUCGGCCGAGCCGUCAUGUUUGCCAUCUACAAGGGGAGCAUCCGCACUCACACGUCAACGUGGACAAGUGAGGACUGUAUCAAGGUCGCGACCAUUCUCAACAACGCCUUCUACCUGGAAGACCUCCACUUCAGCAUAGAAGGCCGGGACACGCAUUACUUUGUUAAACCCGGCCUCCCGGACGGCGACCUCGCAGCACUGCACCUCACUAGCGGGCACAAGACUCUGGAGAAUGGUGUCAAUGUGACAGUUUCCCAGUCCACCACUGUCAUGGACAGCCGGACUCGGCGUUUUGCAGAUGUAGAGAUCCGCCGUGGCGCCCUUGCUUUCACAUCCAGCUACGGACUCACGGUGGAUGAGGAGAAAGCGCGGGUGGUGGAGCUGGCUCGUCAGCGCGCCCUGGCGAGCGCAUGGGCUAGAGAGCAGCAGCGAGUGCGCGACGGCGAAGAAGGGGUCCGACCCUGGACAGAGGGGGAGAAGAGGCAGCUUCUGAGCAGCGGAAAAGUUCUUGGCUAUGAUGGGUACUACGUGCUUUCCAUCGAGCAGUACCCAGAAUUAUCAGACAGCAUUAAUAACAUUCACUUUCUACGGCAAAGUGAAAUCGGGAAAAGGUAA